GCCGCCAUCUUCCAGUCCCGGGUAGCCAGCGCCAGUCGGAGCCAGCGCGAGCCGCCGCCGCCGCCGCCGCCGUCGCUGUCACUGCCUCUGCCAAGUCCUCUGCCCGCUACCCCCGCCAUGUCGGCUACGGCUGCCACCGUCCCGCCUGCCGCCCCGGCCGGCGAGGGUGGCCCCCCUGCACCUCCUCCAAACCUUACUAGUAACAGGAGACUGCAGCAGACCCAGGCCCAGGUGGAUGAGGUGGUGGACAUCAUGAGGGUGAAUGUGGACAAGGUCCUGGAGCGGGACCAGAAGCUGUCGGAGCUGGAUGACCGCGCAGAUGCCCUCCAGGCAGGGGCCUCCCAGUUUGAAACAAGUGCAGCCAAGCUCAAGCGCAAAUACUGGUGGAAAAACCUCAAGAUGAUGAUCAUCUUGGGAGUGAUCUGCGCCAUCAUCCUCAUCAUCAUCAUCGUUUACUUCAGCACUUAAAUCCCUGAGGAGUCUGCCCUGCCUAAGAAGGGCCUCUCCCCCACCCCCAGCCGUUCCUCCACCUCUCAGCCAUAUCUUUCAGCCCCCUCCCUUGGAUCCGUGUGUGUGUGUGUCCGUGUGUGUGCCCCCUGUAAAUAGCCAGCUGUUAUUUAUACAUAUAUAAUAUUAUAUAUAUUUGGUCUGUUUGUAGUUUUAUUACUAGAAGAUUUUUUCCGGUUGUCCUUAACACCCCUUCCUGAGGUUCCCAUCACCUCUCUCUCUCAACCUCUGUCCCUUUUCCUCUUUCCUGAUCAGCCCCAAGUCCCUUCAUUUGCAUCUGCUAUGCAAUAGCCCCUCUCCUCCUUCCCUUGGAUUUAACCAAUCUUUCCCUUAUCUUCCCUGUACAAUCCCAGGCCCUCCCAAAACAAAAAGCAAACCCCACAGAAACAAACAGAACACUCCACCUGUCUAGGCUUCCCUAGGCUGCAUCUUUGUAUCCCUUGGGAGGCUCUGAGACUGGUUCCACUUGGUCCUAAGAAUCCCAAGGUUUUCUGGGAGCUUCCAACAUGUUGAUUAGCAUAUCAUUUGCACACGCCUUCUGUUUUGGUUUUGUUUGUUUGUUUAUUAGUUUUUUGUUCCCUUUCUGAUCCAUCACUAUUCACUCUUCUGUGUUUUUUCUUUCUUUCUUUUUGGAAGAGUCAGUCUCCAUUGGUCCUCUUAUCACACUUUUAUUAGCACGACAUUAUCUGAAGGUGGUGGGGAGUCUGGACUUUUGGGGAACCAGGCUGCUCUGGACCCCAAGGUUGCCUCCUCCCAACCCCUCUAGUCUAGUUUGCUUCCCUUACCCUGUUUUCCACACCUCUUGUACCCUCCUCUCCCUCCCCCAGCUGGUGUGUAAGUGUCUUGGAGUUCAGUGUGUUAUGAUGGACCAAUAAUUCUGCCACUCGGGGUCUCUCCCUACAUUCCUGCUCCCCAGUUUUCAUGUGGGGCACUCAACUGACAUUCCCAGGGGGGUCUCGCUCCCUCCCAUCUGCCUGAUCUGCUGCCUCCUCCCACCAGGAGAACUGGGGGCUGACCACAAUCUGGUUCUUUGAGGAGGGGUGGCUCCAGUGUGUGUGGGUCAUCACUGCCUUGGGGAGGAGUGGGACAAAACAGAAUCCCCCUAAUUCCUGCCUGAAGUCUCUGGCCUCAUCCUUGCUAGAGGUUGGACUGAAACUUUCCUCCCCAAUCUGGGGGGGGGUUAUUACCCCCCAUCACUGCCCAGCUCCUCUGACUGCCCCCCUGUAUUCAGGGUGGGGGUACUAGUCACUGCCAAUAUGUGUAUGGGACUUGCUGGAGGAUGGGGAUCCUCAUCCUUCUCCAGGGCUGUUGAGCCCAGAGAGAGAGAGAGAGAGAGCGCGUGUGAGAGAGAAAGCAAGCUAUUUCCUUGUUGAGUACAAUGAUAGAGGAAGGAUCUAAUCUUUUAAAAUGGCACAGUUUUAGGGGUCUGAGGGUACAGCCCCUUAACCUGCCUUGAGGGGGUGUUCCCCAAACUCUUGCCCCCACACACCAGGUUUUCUGUGUGGAGGGGAACCAAGGAGAUCUAAACUGUGGUGUGAAAGGGUAGGAGAGAUGCUGGGGGUGGGGGUGCUUGUGUUUUAGACCCCCAAUAUUAUCCCAGUGUCCCCUGCCUUCCUUCUUCCCCUGCCCCAUGCCCCCAAUUCUGUGGCGCAUCCAGAUUGUGAAAAUGUACAAUAAACGUGUAAUGAGUAAC
This is a messenger RNA of Mus pahari (shrew mouse), 2200 nucleotides long. RefSeq names its product vesicle associated membrane protein 2 (gene Vamp2). Gene Ontology annotation, cellular component: plasma membrane; SNARE complex. NCBI's taxonomy places the organism in Eukaryota, Metazoa, Chordata, Mammalia, Rodentia, Muridae. The coding region runs from base 118 to 468 and encodes 116 amino acids. The transcript is spliced from 5 exons. Gene Ontology annotation, biological process: vesicle-mediated transport; vesicle fusion; SNARE complex assembly. The record is from RefSeq and is a predicted model, not a curated record. Gene Ontology annotation, molecular function: syntaxin-1 binding; SNAP receptor activity.